Messenger RNA from Paramecium sonneborni, 1828 nucleotides. The record is from the annotation of a GenBank genome assembly. NCBI's taxonomy places the organism in Eukaryota, Ciliophora, Oligohymenophorea, Peniculida, Parameciidae.
AUGUUUCUUAAUCCUGAAAUGAUAAAAGAAGCAUAAGACUCUUCUUCAAUUUAAAAUUCAUAAUUAAGUUCAAGACAGCAAAAUAAAUAAAGGUCCAAUAAUUAGAGUCGAUUUUAAGCAAAACAAAAAGACGAACCAAAAUCAAAUAAUAAACCUUUGAGUAGAAUUUAAUAAGUAAACUGUAAUCUUAUGGCUCUAGAGAGAACUUGAAAUUCAAAAAAAGUAGAUAGAGUCCUAAAUUUAAGAUAAUAAUGAAAUGGUUGAAAGUAUAGUACAAUUUGAUUCAGAUGAUGAAUAAAAUGGAGCAAAUUAAAUUAUAAAUCCUCUUAUUCUAAAUUAAUAGGAACAUGAAGAAUAAAUUGUAUAUAUAUUUCAUAUUUUGAGUAAUAAUAACAAGUUAUGCAAUCUAAACCUAAGAUAUUUGAUUCAAUCAGCGCAUUAUAAAAUAAUACUUAUUAUAAAAAGAAAUUAGGUCAAAAUGAGUCUUCUUAUGGUUAAGACUAUGAUUUUAAGAUGGAUUAAGUAAAUAAUUGCAACAUUUUUAGUUAACCAUUAUUGGAAACAAUCAUAAUUAGUAUUACGAACCUGGAUAUUAAAACAAUUUAUCAAAUGAUCUACCUUAACUUUAAAAAUAAAAUAAUAAUAUUUAAUUUGACUAUACAAAAAAAAAUUAAGAAAAAAAAUAUUAAUAAAAUUAAGAAGAAGCUUAAAUAAUAAAUAACCUUUCAAAAUAUCAAUAACUAAAUUAAAAUGAAGAAUUUAAUGAUAUUAUUCAGAUAGAUGGCAAUUAAUCUGAGAUUUGUUUUGUAAAUAAUGAUCAAUAAGAUAUGUAAAAUAACUCAAAAAAUGAAAAAGAAUAAUAAGAAAAAUUUAAUAAAGAUGAAAAUUCUUUUAAUGAAUUAAUUGAUAAACAAUAAUAAAUAAUAGAAAAACCAAAUGAAGAUUAAUAAUUAUAAUAAUAAUAAUAAUAAUAAUAAUAAUAAGAUUAAUAAUAAUAAAUCUAAUAAAAAUAAACCUCUCCAUAUCCAAAACCAUUAGCCUCAAUUUCAAUGCCACAUGGAAAUAAACAUUUUUUUUUAAAUCCUGCAUAGAAAGGAGGGAUGAUUUAAUGUACAAUAAAACGAGAUAGAAGUGGAAUGUGUAGAUUUUAUCCAAAAUAUCAUUUGCAUAUUUCAAAUGGAUUCUCUUACUUAAUGAGUGCAAAAAAAAGAGCAUGUAAUAAUACAAGCAAUUAUAUCAUUUCAUAAUCUAGAGAAGAUAUGGAAAAAAGUGAAAAUUUUUUAGGUAAAGUUAGGAGUAAUUUUAUGGGGACUGAGUUUGUAUUAUAUGAUUCAGGUUUAAAUCCAGAAAAAACAAAAGAUCCAUAAAAAUAUAGAUAACAAUUAGGAAUUGUUUAAUAUGAAAGUAAUAUACUUGGUACAAAAGGACCUCGUAAAAUGGUGGUAAAUCAUUUAAUUAAAUAAAGGUUUUAUUGCCAAAUUUAAAUGAAAGAGAUUAACUUUAUGAAUUCAAGCCUUCUAAUUCGAAGGAUGGAAUAUUAAAGGAAUAUUUAAAUAAUAAUAAAGAAUAAAUUGUCACAUAUGUUAAUAGGCCACCUUAAUGGAAUGCAAAACAUAAAGCAUUUGUUUUAAACUUUUAUUAAAGAGUUGAUAAACCUAGUGUUAAGAACUUUUAACUAAUAGUAGAUUAGAAAGAAGACAACAUAUUACUCUAAUUUGGUAGAGUUGGGGAAGAUCUUUUCAAUUUGGAUUUCUAAUAUCCUAUUACUCCACUUUAAGCAUUUUAAAUUGCAUUAACUAGUUUUGAUUACAAAAUUGCAUGCGAAUGA